UAUCCCAGAUGUUGAGAAGCCCUGCAAAAAAGGCGCUGUUUGGCUUAAAACAGCACUUGCUCGUGCAUGUGAGCAGAGGGUAUGUUUCUUUUUAGCGGGAGAGGGGAGCAACUUUAGCCUCCUGUGUAACAGCGUUCCUCAGCUGUCUUGGGCAGUGCCUGCUGGGGGGCAGAUGCCGGAAGGCAACACGCUGCUGAGUGAGAAGGGCUCGGGCUGUCUGAGGAUAUCGACAGCCUUGACGAAGUCUAAAGUAAGCUUCUCUGCAGUUUUUCUACGCGGCAGAGCUUAAAGCUGUAUACCUGCACAAGUGGUGGCUGCCGUUGAUAUAAACACUGUCGCUAACGAAGUAUACAAGUAUAAUUUUCCUCACACGCAGUUACUGGCCAAGACAAUUGAAGGUAUUACACUAGAAGAGUUUGACAGAUUAUCUUUCAAUAUGAUUUUAAUGAGCCCUCCCUGUCAGCCAUUCACAAGAAUUGGCCUGCAAGGUGAUGUGACUGAUCCGAGGACAAAUAGCUUCUUAUAUAUUCUAGACCUCCUCCCAAGGUUACAAAAAUUACCGAAGUAUAUUCUUUUAGAAAAUGUUAAAGGUUUUGAAGUAUCUUCUACAAGAGACCUGUUAAUACAAACAAUAGGAAGUUGUGGCUUUCAGUACCAAGAAUUUCUGUUGUCUCCAACCUCUCUGGGCAUUCCAAAUUCAAGGCUACGGUAUUUCCUUAUUGCAAAGCUUCAGUCAGUGCCGUUCCCUUUUCAAGCCCCUGGUCAGGUACUGAUGGAGUUCCCCCAAACUGAAUCUGAACAUCCACAAAAACAUGCGAUAGAUGCAGGAAAAAAAAUUGAAGAAAAGAAAAUUGAAGAAAAGAAAAUUGAGCCAAAUAUUUGCUUUGAUAGCAGCACACAACGUUCUGGAAAAGAGGCCAUUCUUUUUAAGCUUGAAACUGCAGGAGAAAUUGACAGGAAACGUCAACAGGACAAUGAUCUCUCUGUGCGAAUGCUAAGAGAUUUUCUUGAAGAUGACGUUGACAUGAAUUCAUACUUUUUACCACCGAAGUCAUUGCUGCGAUAUGCUCUUUUGUUAGACAUUGUUAAGCCCACAUCCAGAAGGUCCACAUGCUUUACGAAAGGUUAUGGACGCUACAUAGAAGGGACAGGAUCUGUGUUGCAGACGACAGAGGAUGUGCAGAUUGAGAAUAUCUACAAAUCCCUUACCAAUUUGUCACAAGAAGAAAAGAUAACAAGAUUGUUAAUGCUUCAACUUCGAUUUUUCACUCCUAAAGAAAUAGCAAAUCUCCUUGGAUUUCCUCCAGAGUUCGGAUUUCCCGAGAAGACAACUGUCAAACAGCGUUAUCGUCUACUUGGAAAUAGUCUCAAUGUGCAUGUAGUAGCUCAACUAAUCAAAAUCCUAUGUGAAUAAUUUUUAAGUAACUCUGAAAGAUGGUGGCAGUAUUCCAUUAUAUCCAGAUAAUAAUUCUGAAAUUCUUUUUUGAAUUAAUUUUGACAAAAUUCAACUAAAUUAUCUUAUUCUCUCUUUAAUAAGAAUUUGGAUUUAUCAGGAAAAUGCUGUUUUGUUUCCUUAAGUUUAUAUUACUGUGUUUUGUAAGGUGAAAAUUAUUGUUAUGCUUUAGGAGAAUAUCUUUUUAUAUGAAAUUGUUAAAUAUAUAUGUAAAAUAUUCCCUUUAUAAUAUUAUGGUAUAGACAAAUUUAGGAACAUUAGAAUUUUAAUGUCUACAUGAAUAUUUUGUAAAGUGGCAUAACAGGUGUACUAUAUGAACUUGAGAAACUGUAUAUUGUGUAUGUUAAUUAAAGAAGUUGCUUUAUGAAUCUACCAUUUUACUUUUUAAAAAUAAUUUUUCCAUUUCUAAAAUGAUGAUUCUAAUUCUACCCUGUUUAAAAUAUUGAAUGUUUUACUUAAUUUCCAUUUUUUAAAUAUUCCUUUUUUUUUUUUUUUUUUUUUUGUGGUACGCGGGCCCCUCACUGUACUGUUGUGGCCUCUCCCGUUGCGGAGCACAGGCUCCGGACGCACAGGCUCAGCGGCCAUGGCCCACGGGCCCAGCCGCUCCGCGGCAUGCGGGAUCUUCCCAGACCGGGGCACAAACCCGUGUCCCCUGCAUCGGCAGGCAGACUCUCAACCACUGCACCACCAGGGAAGCCCUAAAUAUUCCUUUAUUUUAUCUAAACAAAUGUGUAUAAUAUUUUAGACCAAAUUAUCAUCAUUUACCUUAUACAACAGUCUGAAGAAAAUGUCAGAAAUAGUAAUCCUAAUUCUUGAUCACCUCUCCGUCGGUAUGCCAUAGAACGUGUAGGUGCAUAUUAUCUAAUUAUCUUUAAUUCUACUUCCUUCUGAAAGACAAAAUUCACUGUCUCUUUUUCAUUUGUACAUACCUACCUGUAGUUUGCUAUUUUCAGAGCUUGCUUUUGUCUUCCUUUUCAGCUUCUUGUUGUAAGUUGAAUUUGCCAUCAUGUUCUAAGGAAUGUAGCACAGCAUUAAGAUUUUAGGGAGGGAACUCUGCCCUCUGACCCCAUUCCACAUACCUAUUCUGUGAAUCAACUUUUAUAACUUUAACUUUCUCUGACUCUCCCUCUCCAUAGACUUCUUGGAAUUAGGACUCUAAUCAGAUUAAAUCUUGCAUCAUAAAUCCUGUGGUUUUGAUUUUGGUGAUAAAAUCAAGUGACAAAUAGAAGAGAAAUGAA
This is a messenger RNA of Physeter macrocephalus (sperm whale), 2691 nucleotides long. RefSeq names its product tRNA aspartic acid methyltransferase 1 (gene TRDMT1). Gene Ontology annotation, cellular component: nucleus. Bases 437 to 1414 code for a protein of 325 amino acids. NCBI's taxonomy places the organism in Eukaryota, Metazoa, Chordata, Mammalia, Artiodactyla, Physeteridae. The record is from RefSeq and is a predicted model, not a curated record. The transcript is spliced from 11 exons. Gene Ontology annotation, molecular function: methyltransferase activity.